AACCCCGUGACAUUGACUCUUUGACCUUCCUGUUUACCAUGGCCACGGUACACAGGGGUGUGUUCUGUCUUGUGUCUGCUGUGCUUGGUGUUGGUGUUUCUGUUGCCGUUACCCAGGGGCAGGUACUCUCGUUGGACCAAGCUGAGCACCCUCACUCAGCACAGGUUUAUUUUCUGGCCCGUUCGGACACGAUACCUUGACGUUCAUUCCGACAUUGCUACCUCUGGGUAAACAUUCGUUCUCUCAGGUUCUGUAUCUCGUGCCGUUGCUCUCGGACGUAAGGUCUCGUGAGUCG
Molecule: messenger RNA, 295 nt
Organism: Neurospora tetrasperma FGSC 2508
Lineage: Eukaryota; Fungi; Ascomycota; Sordariomycetes; Sordariales; Sordariaceae
Exons: 1
Coding region: 39-200 (53 amino acids)
Source: RefSeq, a predicted model, not a curated record